GUUGCCAGUAAAAUUCUAGAAAACAUUAUUUAUAAUCAACUACUUCAGUUUCUAACUGAAAACGAUCUUUUGAACUCUACUCAAUUUGGAUUUAGGCCUUCGUCUUCGACUACUGACGCCCUUUUGCAAGUCACUCAAUACCUUUAUAGUAGCAUUAACCAGAAAGGGAAAUUCAAACCACAUACUGCAACAAGCUACAAUAACAUUGGAUCAGUAUAUCACAACAAAGGUGACUAUGAUAAUGCCCAUGACUAUUACAAUAAGGCGCUUGAUAUUUGGAAAGAAACUCUGCCUGAAAAGCAUCCAGAUAUUGCAAAAAGCUACAACAAUAUUGGAUCAGUAUAUGAAGACAAACGUGAUUAUGAUAUUGCACUUGACUAUUUACAAAAGGCACUGGUUAUUUGGAAAGAAACUCUGCCUGAAAAGCAUCCACGUAUUGCAAAAUGCUACAACAAUAUUGGAUUAGCAUAUCACAACAAAGGUGACUAUGAUAAUGCCCAUGACUAUUACGAAAAGGCACUUGAUAUUUCGAAGAAAACUCUACCUGAAAAGCAUCCAGAUAUGGCAACAAGCUACAAUAAUACUGAAUCAGUAUCUGGGGACAAAGGUGAUUAUGAUACUGCACUUGACUAUUUACAAAAAGGCACUUGA
Messenger RNA from Didymodactylos carnosus, 651 nucleotides. Lineage: Eukaryota; Metazoa; Rotifera; Eurotatoria; Philodinida; Philodinidae. The record is from the annotation of a GenBank genome assembly.